Molecule: messenger RNA, 465 nt
Organism: Lasiosphaeria miniovina
Lineage: Eukaryota; Fungi; Ascomycota; Sordariomycetes; Sordariales; Lasiosphaeriaceae
Exons: 2
Coding region: 1-465 (154 amino acids)
Source: RefSeq, a predicted model, not a curated record
AUGAGAAUACUAGGGAGUAUAUCCAAUUUCGCCCAGGACGAAGGCCACAUCUUCCAACUAAGGCAGGGGGGUGAGCAUCCUGGGAUCCUGCUCAUACACCUCUGGAGCAAGGAUUCACAGGCGAAGUAUUUCCCCGGUUCGCACCUGAUCCCUUUGGACAGUGUUCGAGUAGCAAAUCGCAUGUGGGAGGUGCCACCUGCUGCUCUCGAACAAGCAGGGAUUGUAGGAGAAGAGAAGCUUUUCACGGACGGUGGACUAGCCAUCCUAAAUGCUCGGCUUGCCUUGGAAAUGCCACAUGGAUCUCCCGUAACAUGUGGGUUUGUUGUGAGGGAUGACCUGACCGAUAUAGAGAAGGAGCUAAAAAGGUGGCCGAGGAUGGUCCUACCGAAGAGUGCAGUCCAAAUGGUUGCCGAGUUGCAGAGCGAGAAAAUGGGUGUACACUUCACAAUUAAAGAUGAAACAUAG